This is a messenger RNA of Trichoderma asperellum CBS 433.97, 4716 nucleotides long. RefSeq lists its product as uncharacterized. Gene Ontology annotation, biological process: barbed-end actin filament capping; actin filament severing. Lineage: Eukaryota; Fungi; Ascomycota; Sordariomycetes; Hypocreales; Hypocreaceae. The record is from RefSeq and is a predicted model, not a curated record. Gene Ontology annotation, molecular function: actin filament binding; phosphatidylinositol-4,5-bisphosphate binding.
AUGUCGGACGAAGUAUCCCAGUUCCUCGAGCAGGUCGAGCGCCUGCGCGGGCAGCAGAUUGAAGAUGAGGAAAUGCGAGCCCGAGAGCGGGAGGAAUUUCUUGCCGCGAAGCGAGAGCGCCAGGCCAGGAGAGAGGAACGCGCCAGAUCAAUCUCACCGCAGAAAUCAUCACCGGCCAACACUCCGUCUCCCCGCACACUUCGACGCACCGUCAACCUCUCCGAAUCUCUCAGACUCGAUUCUCCUGCUGGCGAGGCUAUUGAGAAGCUACGUGAGAGGCCGGCCGGAUCAGAAAAGCCCCUGGGAACGGAUUCACAGUCCGAUGCAAUGCUGUACUCCACUCCAUCGACGAAAGAGAACGAGGCCCCCGAGGAUCUCGACGCGAAGCGGGGCGAUGCCGCAGCUGCCUCUCGAGCUUCACCACUCGCCUGGCAGCGACGGACGAAUCGAUCCAACAGCCGCCCGCUGAGCGUUUAUGCGGCCCAGAAUGCUGCCCAGAGCGCGACGAGCAAGCCAUUUGCUGAGACCCAAGAGCCCCACGAGCCGCCUUCUCCUACGCAGCCUCUUUCCAAGGAUCAAAUCGCCAAGAGCCUUGCAUCUAAGGACGCAUCGUGGUUCCGUCAAACCGCUGAUCGAGGCGCAGACUCCGCAGCCUAUAGGAAGAACCAGGUUGAAGACGAUGACCGACUCGAUAUGUCCAGUCUCAGCUCACAGCUGCCUGGCAUGACCAGCGAAAACUCGUCCGAACGCCCUGUUUCGCGGGGUAGUGAGAAUGUGUUUAGCAAGCUUUCAGCUCCUUUCACCCUAAACCCACUUGGCUUCGACAAUCCUUCUGCCGAGAAACCGCAGACGGAACCUGUUGCUUCAACGCCUACUGGUCGGUCCUCUCCAGUACGGACGACCUCUCCCACCAAGGGCAUGGGAGGAUUUGUGCAGAGCGCAAUGAUGAAGAGGAGCGAUAGUGUAAAACGAUGGUCUGUUGCUAGCCCGCCUGGAUUGACUCGCCCUGAGAACAUGGCUACGCAUCGUGGUUCCGUUGACAGGACUCUAUCCAGACCGCAGAGCAUGUUUAUUCGCGACCCGACAACGACAACGACAACACCAGGGACAAGUAGAUCAGCUUCUCGACCAUCGUCUCGUCCAGCCUCUCGGCACGGGGGAGAAGAAUCCGCAUUUGAAUCGAGUCCUCGUGAGAGACGCCCAAAGACACCAUCGUCAACGAGUCCGCCCCCGUUCCAAAAAUCUGGGCUUCCUGAUGACGCAUCCCUCCCAGUCAGCCCGUCUAAGACAAUGGAGCCCAGACGCUGGAGUCCUCAAAAAUCGAGUUGGCUUGAGAGUGCGCUUAACAAACCGGAUUCGCCAAAAUUACCUCCUAAGCCAGCUUCUUCACAACAGCCGGCAUGGAUGGUCGAGCUCAAUAAGAACAAGACAGGACGUGGCAACCCCACUCCAGAGCCAGCUCGGCCCUCUCAUAAGCACCAAGUUAGUAUCGAUGGGCUUAUGAGGUCCACGCCAAUGGGGUCGAGGCUGAACCUCAACACAACUGGCCUGGGAGGCAUCUACUCGCCUCCUGGCACGCAAUCGGCAGCCCCAAAUCGUGCAUCAAUGCAAAAUUUCCCUCCAGUGUCGGAGCGACCAAGAUCAAAGUCGAGAGGUGCUGUUGCUGACGCGAAGGAUGAAAUGGCGGUGGAACGACCAAGAUCAAAGUCGAGGGGUGCUUUCGCCGAUGUGAGGGACGAAGUGGCGGAGCGGCCAAGAUCCAAGUCGAGAGGUGCUUUCGCUGAAGCGAGAGACGAAGUGUUGGCGGAACGGCCAAGAUCAAAGUCAAGAGGUGCGCUCGCCGACGUGAGAGACGAAGUGAGAGAAAAGCGAUCAGAAUCUCUCAGUUCGGUGGCCAACCCACUGCCUGCCCGGGUCAAACCUGAAGCUCCCCCGAAGAAGGAUUUGGAUUUCCGCUCCAAUCUGAGGCCACGAGCUGCCGAGGCCCCGGCACCAAAGACGCAGGAACCAGAGUUCAAGGCUGUGUUUGGCACUCUCCGUAGGACUAAAACUCAAAACUUUAAGGCACCGGACGAGCUAAAGGACAACAUUCUCCGGGGCAAGGCGGCUCUCAACGCGACUGACGGCCCACAGAAGUCUACGAUUAGGGAUGAUUUUAAGGACGCUAUACAGAAAAAGAGAGAUGAUUUUAAGAAGGCCCAAUCCGAAGGAAAAGGAAUCGCCGCCAACACGAUUACGAAGCCCAAGCCUCUUCUCCCCGAAGCACUCGCCAUCAGGGCCGAGCUGGGUAAGCCGACAGCCGGGCUCCAGCAAGAUGCCCCCUCGGAGACGCGAACUCCAUCCGGUCAGUCGAUGAAGCCCGAUUCACCAAAACCAAAUCCUCCACAGAGAAAGUCAAGUCAAGUGAACUUGGCUAGGCAGUCUAGCCCAUCAUUGACUCCCACGAAGGACCCCUUAACUGAGAGACCCAGGCUAGACGAUGCGGAGACCGAUACGCAAACGAAGAUCGAACCCUCGCCACACUCCCCCGGACUUUUGAAGAAGAAGAGUGCUCCAUCAAAGCUUGGCGGCCUGGCUGGACGAUUCAACCCUGCGCUUGCCGGCAUGCUGGCACGAGGACCACCUCCCCCAGCACUCAACGGCGGUAACCGAGCCGAAGAGUCGAGACAAGCUGGCGGAGAUCCCCAGCCUUCACAACCAGGCCCUCAGUUGACGCACAUGACUAAAGGUCGAGCGCGCGGUCCCAAGAGAAAGGCCCCAUCUAAUGUGAGCAACGCUACUACCACCUCCACCAAUAUCCCGUCAGAAUUGCCUUUGGCGAACCGGCAACCCGCCGCUGUUGGGAAGCAGAACCUUCCUACACCCUUUGAAGCGAAGAAGCCGGCGCCACUGCCAGCCCAAGAUCGAGUGGCUACAAAGCCUGAUGUACCAAGCAAGCCGAAGCCAAUCGAGCCGAAGAAGAUGGAAGUUGAGAGCCGACCUGCGGAGCAUGUGGCUCCCUUGAACUUUCGUAGACGCAUGACACAGCCUGAGAUCCCGGCGCAGGAAAUAUUGGCACAGCCUGAAGCAGAGUCGCCAAAGAAGCUCGACAUGAAGCGCGUGUCAAAAUUCUUUGAGCAAACCAACAAUACGGCGACAUCUGAACCUCCCAGGCAGCCAAACAAGCUUUCACCUCAGAAGACUGGCACGUGGGAGCCGGUUAAGGCCGCUACCCCUGUAUCUGAGCCUGCCAAGGAGCCAACCAAGUUGACUCAACAGAAGACUGGCGGCGGGUGGUCUCCGGUGAAGAAGGCUGAGCGUUCGCUGCCCGAUCCCCGGUCGUCUACACCGAACGUUGGCGAGACAAAGCCCGCAGUAGUCAAACUUGCUGUGUCGGAGCCAGUGUCUGCUGCUGUAAAAGCCCCAUUACCAGGCCCCAAGCCAUCAGCUUUCAAUAUGCCACCAAAGGAGAUUGAGGCUCGCCCGCUACCUCAGCUACAGGCCGAACCAGUACCGCCAUCACCUGCACGACCGCAAACAGGACACGGUAGCGAUGUAUCAGCCAUUCUCCAUGACUUCUUUGCUCCUCCGUAUAAGCGAAUUCCGUGCGAUAUGGAUCCCGCAGAUAUCCUCACAAAUUACCCGAAAUUUGGUGCAAAGAUUAAGACUUUGUCAUUCCACAUGUUUCAGAUUGAUGGAAGUGGCAAACAGACUAUCGUUCCCGCUCACCGCGAGCGCGUUCUAUUCGAACAAGAGAUGUAUGUUGCCGGACACAACUUCACCAACGAAGCGGGAUGGAAAGUGCGUGAGGUCUACUUCUGGAUUGGUGACGAAGUUGCGGAUGCCGAUGAGGACGUAGCAGAGGCUGUGGCACAGCAAGAAGCAAGGCAAUUGGGCGGUAAGCUCAUUAAGAUUAGGCAAGGCAAAGAGACGUCAGAGUUUUUGCAGGCUCUUGGCGGCGUGGCCACUAUCCGAAGAGGUGGAAGCACCAGAUACGACUCACUCGCUCCGACCAUGCUCUGUGGUCGACGAUACCAGGGCCAAGUGGCAUUUGACGAGGUUGACAUGACUACAGCCAGCCUCUGUGCCGGAUUUGCCUACCUGAUUACCCACUCUGGCAAUUGCUAUCUGUGGAAAGGCAAGGGGAGCGAUGUAGACGAGCUCAGCUGCGCACGUCUCAUUGGUAUGGACUUGACGUUGACUGGGCAGCUGAUUGAAUACGAUGAGGGUAGCGAGCCUGCUUCCUUCUGGGACAUGUUGGAGGGCCAAGCCAAGCCUCAUUCUGCAGACCACUGGAGACUGAAGCCUAGUUAUGGGAAGUAUAACAGUAGACUCUUUUGCUCCGAUGCAGAGUCUAGACAACAGAUCUAUGAGAUCAGCCCAUUUAACCAGGCCGACAUGUCGACAUUCAAUAUCUACGUGCUCGAUGCCUUCUUUGAGAUGUACAUCAUUGUUGGCUCGCAGGCGCAGUCCGAGUAUGCCUCCUUCCGCAACGCCCUCGACUUUGCUCAGGAAUACGCUGUCUUGGCAGCGAGUAUGGAGGAUCGCCCCUUUAUUCCCAUCUCCACUGUUGUGCUUGAGGGCGUGCCUCGCGACUUGAAGCGAGUGUUCCGCAAGUGGACUGACGAGCGAUGUCCGACGCUCUUGCAAGUUCCUUCUGGUGAAUCAGGCCUCAAGAGAGGCCGCAGUCUCAGAGUUGUGCCCCUUACUCAGGCAAUCUUGGCUUUAAAGGAGUAG